GAUUGGCUGGCCUGGCUUCCUGCGCUGAUUGGAUCCGUGGGCGAGGCGGAGGAGAGCCGUGCGCAGCGGCGUGUGUGGGGCCGUGUGCAGACCCGCGUGUGGCGCAGGCAAGGACCCUGAAAAUAAACAGCCGCUGCUUUGCGAGUCGCCUUCUUGGUUCUUCGUCCGAGUCUCCUCCGCUGUGGGCAGCUCAGACGCCGAAGCUCUAACUGCAGCUAUGAGCAGCAACGAAUGCUUCAAGUGUGGACGAUCUGGCCACUGGGCCAGGGAGUGCCCUACUGGUGGAGGUCGGGGUCGUGGAAUGAGAAGCCGCGGCAGAGGUGGUUUUACCUCGGAUAGAGGGUUCCAGUUUGUUUCCUCGUCUCUCCCUGACAUCUGCUACCGCUGUGGUGAGUCUGGUCAUCUUGCCAAGGAUUGUGAUCUGCAGGAGGAUGAAGCCUGCUAUAACUGCGGUAGAGGUGGCCACAUUGCCAAGGACUGCAAGGAGCCCAAGAGAGAGCGAGAGCAAUGCUGCUACAAUUGUGGCAAGCCAGGCCAUCUGGCUCGUGACUGUGACCACGCGGAUGAGCAGAAGUGCUAUUCUUGUGGUGAAUUUGGACAUAUUCAAAAAGACUGCACCAAGGUGAAGUGCUAUAGGUGUGGUGAAACUGGUCAUGUAGCCAUCAAUUGCAGCAAGACAAGUGAAGUCAACUGUUACCGCUGUGGCGAGUCAGGGCAUCUUGCACGGGAAUGCACAAUUGAGGCUACAGCCUAAUUAUUUUCCUUUGUCGCCCCUCCUUUUUCUGAUUGAUGGUUGUAUUAUUUUCUCUGAAUCCUCUUCACUGGCCAAAGGUUGGCAGAUAGAGGCUGUUCCCAGGCCAGUGAGCUUUACUUGCAGUGUAAAAGGAGGAAAGGGGUGGAAAAAACCGAAUUUCUGCAUUUAACUACAAAAAAAGUUUAUGUUUAGUUUGGUAGAGGUGUUAUGUAUAAUGCUUUGUUAAAGAACCCCCUUUCCGUGCCACUGGUGAAUAGGGAUUAAUGAAUGGGAAGAGUUCAGUCAGACCAGUAAGCCCUUCUGGGUUUGAGUGUGUUCCCAUGUAGGAGGUAAAACCAAUUCUGGAAGCAUCUAAGCUUCCAUAAAUAACUUUAAUUCUUAGCAUAAUGACGGCCUUGGAUUGUCUGACCUCAGUAGCUAUUAAAUAACAUCGAGUAACAUCUGCAUCAGGCCCUCAGAAUAUACAGUUGAGUUGGGAGUAAACUGAAAAGACAAAUGUGUUGAAGGCUAUGCCAGGGAAUCUGGCUCAAAGCCUAACACAGAAGCAGCUUCAUCCCAGUGACGAUGCUGGACGUACAGAUGGUGAUGGCAAAGGUGUAGAACACAUUUUUUCAAAGACUAAAUCUAAAACCCAGAGUAAACAUCCGAUGCUCAGAGUUAGCAUAAUUUGGAGCUAUUCAGGAAUUGCAGAGAAAUGCAUUUUCACAGAAAUCAAGAUGUUAUUUUUGUAUACUAUAUCACUUAGACAACUGUGUUUCAUUUGCUGUAAUCAGUUUUUAAAAGUCAGAUGGAAAAAGCAACUGAAGUCCUAGAAAAUAGAAAAUGUAAUUUUAAACUAUUCCAAUAAAGCUGGAGGAGGAAGGGGAGUUUUGACUAAAGUUCCUUUUGUUUGUUUUAAAUUUUCAUCAAUGUAUAUAGAACAAAAUACCAUAUUAAAGAGGGGAAUGUGGAGGACUGAAAGAUGACAGUUUGGACUUUUCUUUCUAUGCUAAGUAAUGUCUUCAGUAAGGAAAAGCUGGUGAUAGAAGAACGCACUGUUUUAUUAAUUUGUAGAGCUACGAAGAGUUCUAUGGAUCUUCUGUUGGCUGUUGCCACAUAAGCUUGGUGGCUUGAGUUUUUAGUUCCAGAAUCUAUGUAGAGAUGGAAAAAAGGAACUGAAUCCACAGUUGUGCUUAGACACAUGAACAAAAGAACAUUCUUAGCAUAAUGAUGGCCUUGGAUUGUCACUUAUUCUUAGUUCAUGCAGAGUGAUCUGUCUGCACUUGAGAGGCAGAGGCAGGUGGAGUUUUGAGGCUAGCCAGUUUUGAAAAACUGCAUGGGGGUGGUUGUGUGUGCCCUUAAUUUCAAAACUCAGCAAGUGAGGUAUGUGAGGUAAUCUUGCUCUAAAGUUCCAGGCAGAGCCAACAUAGUAAAACCCUUUUCUC
Messenger RNA from Mus musculus (house mouse), 2178 nucleotides. RefSeq names its product cellular nucleic acid binding protein (gene Cnbp). Gene Ontology annotation, molecular function: nucleic acid binding; zinc ion binding; G-quadruplex DNA binding. Gene Ontology annotation, biological process: negative regulation of transcription by RNA polymerase II; G-quadruplex DNA formation. NCBI's taxonomy places the organism in Eukaryota, Metazoa, Chordata, Mammalia, Rodentia, Muridae. The transcript has 5 exons. Gene Ontology annotation, cellular component: endoplasmic reticulum; cytoplasm. The coding region runs from base 218 to 754 and encodes 178 amino acids. The record is from RefSeq and is marked validated.